Messenger RNA from Rana temporaria (common frog), 1373 nucleotides. Its product is annotated as phospholipid scramblase 2-like. Gene Ontology annotation, biological process: plasma membrane phospholipid scrambling. Gene Ontology annotation, cellular component: plasma membrane. The record is from RefSeq and is a predicted model, not a curated record. The transcript has 7 exons. Gene Ontology annotation, molecular function: phospholipid scramblase activity. Bases 141 to 845 code for a protein of 234 amino acids. NCBI's taxonomy places the organism in Eukaryota, Metazoa, Chordata, Amphibia, Anura, Ranidae.
UCUGAUCUCCUCCUCCUCUGAUCUCCUCCUCCCAUCCCCUCCUACUCUCACCUCCUCCACCUCAUCUCUUCCCGUGUAGAAAUUGACUUCCACCUUCUCACCAUACCUCACACUCCGAUCUUCUAGCAUAACCAGUUACAAUGCAGAAAGAAGCCUACCAGGAUCCUCCUCCUAAUUAUGACGCCAUCACAACCACCGCCCCUCCCGAGAGCUACCCGAUCUCAUCACACACCGGAGAACGUGCGCUGGUUAAAGGGGUCCCUCCAGGACUCCAAAGACUGCUACAGGUGAACCAGAUCUCCAUGCAAGAGAAAUUUACGGCGUCGCAAGGCUGGGGGCGGAGCUUUGAAGUUCUGGAUCAAAUGGGCCAGCGGAUGUAUGAGGCCACUCAGACAGUGAAGUGUUGUGGGCCCAUCUACAAUCUGAAGGUCCAGGACAACGCGGGACAGGAUGUCAUGGAGUUGUUGGAGCACUGCGCGUGUCGCUGUUCUCAUUUGAUGGAGGUGAUUGUCCCAUCAUAUGGGCUUGUUGGAUUGAUCACUUUGCACUUGAAAGCCUUUGUCACCCACAUGUCUAUCAUGAACCCAUCAAAUGAGGUUGUUUUGAUGAUCCUAGGACCCAGUUUCCAGACCAGCAUCUUUGGGAACGUAACCUUUGAGGUGAAAUCUCGGGAUGAGCAGUAUGUCGUGGGGAUGAUAAAAGGUGAGGGGAACCAGUAUACCCUCACAUUUCCGAUGGACAUGGAGGUGACAAUGAAAGCCGUCAUACUGGCCUCCUGCUUCUAUCUGGAUUCCAUGAUUUAUGCCAAAAGGAGACACGUGGCCAACCCUCCAAGCAACAACUAAGCAGAUGUUGAAGUCUCAUGAUGCAAACUGGUUUUCUCGUGUCAUGACUACAUGGAAAUACUGAAUAUCUAGAAAAUAAGAAACUCUAUUCAGUAUCAUGUUGGAAAAUCCUAAUCUUCGAUAACAGCUGUCAUCUGUUGCAACCCGUGGGGUAAUCAAGACCAGAGGUCAUCCACGGGACUCUGAUUUGGCUGCGACUAAAUCCAUUGGGAAUUUUGAACACAGUCUUUUGUCUUUAUCCACUAGAAUUUUGGUAAUCACCAAUCUUCCCCACAUUAAUGGGAUGACAUUGGCCUCUACUGAUGAGAAUGUUUGACUCCUCCUGAGGAAGCAGCUGUAGCUGUGAAACAUGUAGAGGUUUACGUCAAGAUAUACUUCUCAGCUCCCCAUACUAUCUAUAGGGGUCAUUUGUUCUUUUGGAACCACAUGUACUAACUAUGCACGGUUGUAAUUAACAGUCUAUUAUUUAAUGUACAAAUCGUUUUUAACUGUGUUUUUUUUCUUAAUAAAUUGUAAAUUUUAUUAUAA